Molecule: messenger RNA, 1541 nt
Organism: Aspergillus uvarum CBS 121591
Lineage: Eukaryota; Fungi; Ascomycota; Eurotiomycetes; Eurotiales; Aspergillaceae
Exons: 1
Coding region: 103-1218 (371 amino acids)
Source: RefSeq, a predicted model, not a curated record
CCCAAAAUGAGUCUUCAUCGUCCUGAUCACACGGUACCUUAUCCACUCGACAAACCCACUGAACAACUCCAACCCUAUUUGUUAACGUAAGUUUCACCCAACAUGGAACAGCCAGUUCGUCACGGACUCAACGCCGUGCAGAACCCUUCAAGGCGGUUACUCUUCUUGAUCUGCCCGGGCGGGUAUAGUUUUGUCCAACAAUACCCAACCGUGCUCGCCCGCCUGGCCACCUGGGCCCGACUCGUCUGCGUGACCAGCGAAGUCGACUUCGUGACUAGAUGGAACGUCUGGAUCAACGACCCGACGUACCGUGUGGCGGGCUUUGUCCUGGUCGACGGCGCGAUCUUCCAGCCACCGUGUCGAUCUUUGAUGCGGAGGCUGGUCGAGCUCUCGCGUUGCAUCACCCCCUAUCAGCGCCCGCUCACUUCCUCUACGCCCGACAACACUCGCUGGUACGACCAGGCACCCAACCCGGACUUCCGCUAUGCGGUGGCCCUGAACGCCGCCCUCUGGGCCGGCAGUCACCCCACCGAGUUCAACCGCUGGCUGGCCGAGACCUGGCAGAUCAAGUGGGAGGUCACGCCGGGCGUCAGCGCCGCGGCCGCGGAGUUCUCUCUGGGGCGGGUCGCGCGCGAGACCGGGGACCUGAUUGUCGAGGCGUGGUUCGGCGGGGCCUUCGAGUCGCGGGCCGUGUUCGUGACGGGGCCCUCCGAGGACCCCCACGGCGUCUGUGACCGCGACUCGGUCCUGCAGACGUCCGAAGAUGUCCUCCUGCGGACCCCCGAGGAAGCCGACGCAGAGUAUCAAGCACGCAUGGCCGCGCUGCAGACAACGACCGGCCGGUCCGCGUGGGACAGCGGGGUCUUGCUCCCGGAUGUGGAGCCCAUCUACACCCGGAGCACCGACGAGACCCUGGUGACCUAUCCCAUGCGUCCGCUGCAACCGCCCCCGCGUCGUCGUCGUCGGCGAGGAGGAAGAGGACAGCGUCCCCGCAUUCUGCGGGAGCACUGUGCGGUGACGCUCAACGUCAGCGUUCCCACCGAAGCCCCGCAUAGGGCCUUUGCAUUCAUCGGGGUCAUCGACGACAUUCCCGAGGUCGGAGGCCUGAUCCUUGAUGUCUGCAACGUCCACGACGGGGUGAUCCAAUGGACCGCGCCCGAAUUCCCGGUGUCCGAAGCCAGAGACGAGCCAUAUGAUGCGGAGGAUGAGGUCGAGUGAAGGGUAACUCGGCUUCCUGCACUUGGAUUAACUCCGCGUCACUAGACCGUAGCCCAAAACAGAUUUCUGUCUGCUUUGGUUAGAUGUAAGUGGUGAUUGAUGUUUCCUUCGCCGACUGCAUACUGGUGCUAGCCUAUGCCUGUGCCUAUGCCUAUCAACCGUGCAAACCAACCAUCAAGAAAUACAGUCUUGAACCCCAAUAGAACUUCAUCAUAAACAUACAGUUCUCAACCCUUGCUUGAUGAUGAGUAAUAUACAACUUAUAAACCAUCCAGGGCUCAACCAGACAAACCACAUGCGUAGCACCAAGAUCAAACGAAAAU